GGUUUCUUUUAUUAGGGUAAGUCAUCUAACCCUUAACUUAUUUAUAUACUCUCAAAAGUCUCGGGAACUUUGAAAUCUUGUUUCAAAUUUUCCACAACUCUCUCUGUCUCUCGUUAGUUAUUUCUGCUACCGGAUUUCCAUGGAGACCUUAGCCCUUGACAGCCUAAGUUUGCCGAUAUUUUUCUUCUUGUUUGCUUUCUUUUAUCUCUGUGCUUACUUUUCACUCUUCCAUGACUGGGGUCCCAAACACCGGGCUGCAGCUUCAAGCUGCUUUAUCUACUUUGUUCAUGGAUCGCCUGCCGCUUUAAUGGCUCGCAUGGCAUUAAAAAACACCCAAUCUCCUACUUUCGCUUCUCCAAACUCUGUUUUCGACAACAUUGUACUUGAUUACAGUAUUUCUUACUUCUUGAUGGACCUUCUCCAUUAUUUAGUCUUUUUCCCUAAUGAUAUUCUCUUCAUUCUCCACCAUCUGGCAACAUUGUAUGUGUUUUUCACAUGUCGUUACAUGGUUCAUCACGGGGCAUAUGCCCUUCUCGUGCUACUUGUUCUUGCCGAAGUUACAAGAUUUUGUCAGAACAUCUGGCUUCUUGCUGGUUUACUUGGAGGUGAUGUUCGAUUAGCUGCGAAUUUGUACAAGCUUUUGUCUCCUCUGUUUUAUGUUUCAUAUUCUAUUGGUAGGGGGAUUGUGGCGCCCUUCUUUGUGCAUAAGAUGGGGGUCUUCUAUCUAAGUGGGAUGGCUAAGAAUUUGAUUCCAGGUUGGGCUUGGGCUUCUUGGAUGGUUGUGAUCGUCACAGCAAUCCUGGCUAGCAUAGUUUGGAUCUUCGAUCACUGGUAUAAAAGAAGCUAUGAAGCGGUGAAGAAAGUGGUCUACAGUUAUGGGUGCCACCACAAUAGAUAGUCAGACGAAGUCACCGUUUAGAUUCCACCGCAUGUUGGUACGGCAAG
This is a messenger RNA of Durio zibethinus, 945 nucleotides long. NCBI's taxonomy places the organism in Eukaryota, Viridiplantae, Streptophyta, Magnoliopsida, Malvales, Malvaceae. The record is from RefSeq and is a predicted model, not a curated record.